This is a messenger RNA of Mya arenaria, 3012 nucleotides long. RefSeq lists its product as uncharacterized. The record is from RefSeq and is a predicted model, not a curated record. Bases 277 to 2952 code for a protein of 891 amino acids. Lineage: Eukaryota; Metazoa; Mollusca; Bivalvia; Myida; Myidae. The transcript has 17 exons.
UUAAAUUUCGCACAAGUGUAUUGUUAUGUAAAGUACAGAAAGCUGUUUUGAACGCAGUAUCUCUUUUAGCGUGUUAAUCACAGUUCUUACAGUACGAUAUGGACUGAUAUAGCGGUUACAUGUCAAUGACACUUUAUUUAUAUUGUUACUAAUUCUUUAUUCGGUUAUGUUGAUGGACUUUCAAGAAGCACAGGUGUUGUUGUUUUGCUAGCACUUAAAAAGAUGAAAAAUGAUUUGAAAUGUGCAUCAAAAGAAUCGGAUUAAAAGUAGAGCAAAAUGGAAAAUGGGAGACGAUGGUGUAAGAAUGGCGUGUUCAUCCUUCUCCUUUUGAGACUGAUUGAUUUCUCCACCUGCCAGAAAAUAGCCACUGUUUCCUGCAAUGAAGUCGCAGGCAGCCCAAACAUUGUGCGAAUAAUAUUCCGAAUAGUUCUAAACUCAGAUCCAGUUUUCAAAGUGUACGGGUUUGAUGCGGCCGUGGGUGAUACGUCUCUAUCUGCUAACCGGAUAGACGCGUGCGUGGCAGACGGCGCAAGCGUUGACACCGUUGAGAUAACCACUGACGUUGACGUCACGUCCGGCACGCCUCCUUGUGGUGCAAGUGUUUCGGACAUGGGAACGUACUACGUGGUGAGCCAGCUGUUCCGCGUAUACGCGUACUCGGACACCCUGCUGACGGUGGACGACAGCUCUUACAGCCUUCAGUGCCGCUCCGACUUGCUCGAGGGAACCACUCUCAACGUGGACGAGAUAGAUGCCAGCACCCUGCCUGUGAUUGUGGUCCAGCCCCCACAGACGGGUGCCUACCUGCGGAUCCGGGACAGCUCCACCUUGCGGCCGCUUUCUGCCGUUGCCGUCGGUGACAUGGCCUUCCUUUCAGUGGAGUUCAGCCCCGCUAUCGAGCAAGGUCCUGACAACUAUGGAACAAAGUUUUACGUCGGAUUCCUUGGAAAUGACGUCAUUUCUGGGACAUCCUCGAGCCAACUGUUCCUCCACAUACGACCACGUUACAACAUUCGCACUGACGUCACCGUCACGACGUCCGUUGGCCACACUGAUUACGAGUUUACGGACGGUUCCCCACAGACCGUGUCAUUUAAUGCUGACUUUAUGGGAUGCUCAGAGGGCGGAGUGGCGGAGGUUGCUCCGAUCGGUAUAGAGGUGGAUUCAUACGACAUGGAGAUCGCUGUCCUCGUUUGUAACGUAGAGGCCGACAGUGCCGACUGCUAUACAGCCCUACCUGCUGAUGACGUAACCGGAACUGAGUAUUACACUGUCUCAAUGCCGUCAGCCAACGACGCCUCUGAGUUCAUGGUAGUUGCUCAAAACGACGCCACUACGAUUGAUAUUACAAUCCCGGCUGGAAUAUCCCACACUGUUCAGUUGGACGUUGCUACAUACUCUGCCGGUGAUACAUUUUCUGUGACCUUGAAUAAAUACGAAGCUUUUCAUCUUACCCAGACUAUUUCAACCAGUGAUCAUGCUCACGUAACAGGGCACCAUAUUGUCUCAAACCUGCCCGUGUCGGUGAUCAGCGGCAACCGGAAGUACAACACGGAUCACAUGGCCGCUCAGCUGCCGCCCUCAAACAAGGCUGGCACACACUACGUAAUUACGCCCGCCAUCCCGGUCUCCGACGGGAGAGUCACCUCGUAUAUCGUCCAAGCAGUUACACCUGGUGUUACAACGACUGUCAAACGUUAUACUACCAUCAGCGCAUUUGACACAUAUACACUUACGGUGGGGCAAAUACCGCCCGUUAUUAUUGAUGUUGCAUCGACGUCGCCGUGCGAAAUAACGUCGGAUCAACCAAUCAUGGUCGUCCAGGUGGUUGGCAACCCAACAGCUACACAAGGUUUUGAACAUGCCAUGCUCGUGGUUCCAUCCGUGCAACAAUGGUCGCCUACGUUGACGGCGCACGGUCCCGGAUAUGGCAUCACUUCCGCAUUCGUUCUCAAGUCCAGCUCUACCCACGUCCAGCUAGGGGCAGCCACCCUCACUCUCUCCAACAGUGUUGAGGUUGUUGGACCCAGUGGUUUUGUGUUUGGACCUGGAAUUGCGUUACCGGCAGAUCAGACAUAUACUUUCACAACGUCAGAUGGGUCCACUAUGGUGGCCAUGUUAUACGCUGGCGACACGUCACCGUCCAAUAUUGGCAUUGCGUUCCUACCACAUGGCAUCAGAUACUCGGAAUACAAUUACUGUUUCCCGGCGGGACGACGUGGAGACCUGCUCGAUAACGACUGCGACGGGGCCAUCGACGAGGAUAACGUCGACAACAUCGACAAUGACGGGGACGGGCUGGUGGAUGAGGAUGCCCCAGCUGCUAACGCGGCCGCCAUUUCCAUCCGUCCGGUUAACUGCCGCGUGGCCGGAGAUGCCGCCUUUACCAGCCCAACUACCUUGACCGGAGCUGACGGGUGUAUAACGGGGAAUCCCCAGCCGUUCUCCCCCGACAACGACUUCACGGCACAAACCGGAACUAACAUCGGCUCUGGUGAGCAACACAAGGUUCUGUACGGCGGGGUGUUCCAGGUGGCCAUGUUCCUGGACAGGGCCCAGCUUUUUUUCGCAUGCGACAUAGCCCAGUACUGCUACACCGACAGCGAUACGGCGUGUACGACCAAUAUCUGUGUUCCUGGCAUAGCCAGAAAACGUGCAGUAGACGGUCAGGCGGAAAACAUUACAGCCGACGUCGAAGUGUUCCCUUAUUCGCCUCGGGGUGCUCAUCAAAAUACAACUGUGGAGUAUCGGACGGACGCGAGCGUAUCCGCGUGUUUGGAGAAUGCCUACAUCGCCGGGUCGCUUGCCGCCCUGCUGGGGGUGACUGUGGUCGCCAUGUCCGUCGCUUGCUGCUUCUGUUGCCUCUUCCGGGGGCGGCUAGACGAAUGGAGGCGUAAAGAUGGCCGCCGUAGGCGAUCAGACUUUCAUGUGUACACGGGCAAAAGUCGAUAGAGGGAAUGAAUUGUUAAAUCAUUUAUUUAUUACUGAGUAUCAAUAAAAUAUGAAACACGC